Anopheles cruzii is the source of this 3957-nucleotide messenger RNA. It is a transcript of the gene cpa, whose product is annotated as F-actin-capping protein subunit alpha. The record is from RefSeq and is a predicted model, not a curated record. Gene Ontology annotation, biological process: actin cytoskeleton organization; barbed-end actin filament capping. Gene Ontology annotation, molecular function: actin filament binding. Gene Ontology annotation, cellular component: F-actin capping protein complex; actin cortical patch. The coding region runs from base 805 to 1686 and encodes 293 amino acids. Lineage: Eukaryota; Metazoa; Arthropoda; Insecta; Diptera; Culicidae. The transcript has 2 exons.
ACUUGAUGCGAAAGUGUGCUGUCUCAGCGGGACGCAUCGGUGUUGCUGCGGUCUUGGUAGUGAUUUGGUUUUGUCACCUUUCUUUUCCGACGCGCUAGUCGUUGCCUGCUCUGUUCUACGAACCAUUGCCAGCUUGAGUCGCAUUCGUUGCAUUGUUCUUGUAGAGGCGCUGCCGGAAAUUGAGCGUUUCUUUCGCAUUGUUUCAAAAGAAGAAAUUAUUACUCAUCGUCGCGGCUCGCCCAGCAGAGAGGAGUGUGUACGGUCGACGUGGUGUGCGUGUCCGGCGGCGGUGCAAAUAAUAUCGAUAAUAACGGUGCGAGUAGUGGUGGUGUCGUCGAGCGAGAACGGGGCAGUACUAGAACGCGUGACUGGGCGAGAGCGAGAAGCGUGCGCUGUGGCACGAGCAAGAGAGCGACAGAGAGAAGCGAGCAAUACGUCAUCGUGAGCGGUGGGGAAGAAGAAGCAGUAGGCUGCGAUACAAGUGUCAAAACGUCGUCGCCUCCUUCGUCUGCGGUUGUGUAGCCAAUUUCCAUCGUCCGUGCUGAUUGAUGUGCUGUUCGUGAGAACACAUAAAAAUUUAGUGUUUCCUUAGUGGCCCACCCAGAAAGCAUAAGUGAUAAAUGCGGCCACCACUGCCGUGAGACGACACGCAUACACGCGCACACGGAUUCCUUCUUCCUGCAGUGCAGCAGCAGCAGAAGACGUGAGCACAACCAAGAAGACGGUGGUUGCUGUCAUUCCGGAAAAUCCGGUGCGCGUACAAAAACACGGACAGGAAGCGAGAAAUAAACCGACGCAAACACAAUGGCAGACGUGGAUGAUGUGAUAAGCGAUCAGGAUAAAAUCCGGAUCGCGUCCGACUUCCUGAUGCACGCACCGCCCGGCGAGUUCAACGAGGUGUUCAACGAUGUCCGCGAGCUGCUGAACGACGAUCGGCUGCUCAAGGAAGGAGCCAGUGCCGCCUGCGCCCAGUACAACAAGGAUCAGCUCACUCCGGUCAUUCUGGAGAACUCGGAAAUCGCGGUGCUGAUCUCAGAACACAACGAUCUAGGUGGUGGCCGUUAUUAUGAUCCGCGGACGAAGCAAAGCUUCAAGUUCGAUCACCUGCGGAAGGAAGCGUCGGACCUGCAGAACCACGACGGGGACCACCCGUCGGAGCAGUGGCGCGCGAUGCUGGACAUCGAAACGCUCACGUACUGCGCCAAUCACUACCGCAACGGUUCCUGCUCCGUGUACGGCCGGACGGUCAACGGGCAGAUCACGCUGAACGUGUGCAUCGAGGACCACCAGUUUCAGCCGAAAAACUUCUGGAACGGCCGGUGGCGCUCGGUGUGGGCGAUCACCUUCCCCGCCGGUAGCGGUGGCGGUGGCGGCGGUUCCGCCGAGCUGAAGGGAUCGCUCAAGCUGCAGGUCCACUACUACGAGGACGGCAACGUGCAGCUGGUGUCGUCAAAGGACUUCCGCGAGAUGGUGCCGAUCACGAACGAGGCGAACACGGCGAAGGAAAUCAUACGGGUGAUCGAGGAAAGCGAGCACGACUACCAGACCGCAAUAUCGGAAAACUAUCAGACGAUGUCCGACACCACGUUCAAGGCGCUGCGGCGGCAGCUGCCCGUCACACGGACGAAAAUUGACUGGAGUAAGAUAGUGUCCUAUAGCAUCGGUAAGGAGCUGAAGACGCAGUAGAAGAUCGGGAUCGAGAUGUUCGAGAUCGAUGAGAGAAAGAUCCGGGGAAUACGCGGGGGAAGGAAAGAGUCGCGUGGCACGAAGUUGCCGAUCAAAGCGGUGCGUAACUUGUAAAAGUGAUCAGCGCGGAAGAAGAAAUUCUUUGAUUUUGUUUUGUUUCGUUUUUUUAUGAAGAAGAAAAAACCCAGAAUUGCUCGGCACACGUACAGGAGCCAGACGGAACUUGAGAGCCACCGGAAGGAGAGUGAGAGAGAGAGAGAAAUAAAAAUAUAGAAGAGAGAAACAUGGACAGUGAAGCUUCACUUCAUUCAAAUCAAAGCCACAAGAUCGCAUCGUUGGCGAGGACGGAUCGUAAAUUUAUGCUCGGCAGUCAGGAAUUUGCCUUUUGCUUUUUGUGUCUUUCGUUGCUCGAUCGGUGUGUUUUCGAUUUUAAUCAUUUCGCUUUAAGAUACAUUUAUUUACAAUCAGAAAUGUGACGUGUUUCGAUGGUCGGUCAGGAUGCCGCCACAGACAGUAGUGGCAGCCGAUCGCUCUUGGAACCCGAAACGAUGCAUUCAAUAAACCAUCUUCGACACAACCCUUUUUGGCUCUCGUCAUAAGGAACGCUUCGUAAUUCUAUCGCACCCGCGCGGCAACCAUUUUAUUCUAUGUCCAUUUUCUGGCUUUUGGUUAAAAUAUUGUGCUCCCCUAUACCAUUUAUGGCAAACGAAUCAAUGGCUGAGUAUGGUUAUGGAAAGGUCAAUAAGGCGAAAGAUGCCGCGAUGUGGUGCAAAAUAAGAAAUCGGUGGUUGCAUCGACGACCAAUAAUCGAGAUCGUUUAUGGUCGUGCCACUAUCGAGGUUUAUCAUUAGCAAAAUAGUAGCGAAAAUGUAAAACACUCUCUGCUCUGCAAGGAGGGGCCGACAGGGAUGCACGCGAAGGUGGUAAACAAAUGUAACCUCUACCAGCACUACUACUAGCUUAACGGUGGGCAAGAAGCAGUAUGGACGUUAAUGCGCUCAAUAGUUUAUUUUAAAAAAUUGAUCACUGUCUUGCACUUAAAUAUAAGCAACCGCCUGCGUGUGCCUGCUGCAGUGAUGCUGUGUACGGUUUACAGAACUAUGUAAAUGCUAAGAAACGAACAUCAUCCGAGCAUCAGCGAAAAGAUCGCCAAUGUGGCGGACGCGCUCUCCAGCACCGUUUGUUAUGGUUUUGCGUUAUGAUAAGCGCUGAUAAAUGAUAGAGAAAAGAGUCGAGGAGAAGAGUAACGAAGACGAUGAUGAGGGUGUGCGGAUGAGGGGAUCGCUUACAAGCAUCCCUACAGUUGCCUUUCUUUUGUGCGGCAGUCCUUCAGUUCAAUGGACCCCCCGGGGACAGACCCUCGGCACUCAUAAAGCUCUCAUCCAUACGAUUCCGUAUCAAUCACGCACAUUCUAGCCCAUUGUCCUUUUUGAUUUCUUCUUUGUCCCUUACCUUGUGUUUGACACUUUCCGCGCGAAAAGGUGAUUCAGAACCGGACUGAGAGGCGCGGCGGCAAACCGAGGUCGCAUGCAUUUAGUAGUGUGAGCGAUGGCCACUUCCGAUGCCGCAAAACGUGCAGCCUCGGAUUUACUAUCCCAGCGAUAGGCGACUUUUUUUUUAUUCAAUCGCGCUUAUUAAGGCGCUGACGAUCAGUUUAGUAUUUCUAUCUGUUUUGUCUUCGAUUCUUUUACCCCGGGACAUUUUUUCUUCUCUGGUUGAAUUCAGUCCCUUGCGAUGAUCCCGUGGGUGCCCGUUAGGAGGCUGUAUGAUAAUUUUGUUUCACUCGCAAAAAACUGAAGGCCAAACCGAACGGAUAGAUAAAGCGUUUUACUACGUGGUGCAUCGUUUGUAGAUUAGUAUAAAAUGGUUAACAUUGAGAUUGAUGCGAGCCGUAUGGCAACACAGCGCAACUUCGAAUUUCGACACCGCGAAGGAAGAACGCACCGAGCCCAGCCAGAACGAACGAACGAACGACAAAGGGAAAUCAAACGGACCCCAGGUGCCCCGCGGGAUGAUAUGUAACGAUAAGAUACUGCUUCCGAUCGAAAGGGACAAGCAAAGCAGAGAUUGCCAACCUGUCGGCAGCAGGAACACGUACCGGCAAUCAUAGACAAAUGGUGCAUCUGUGCUAAACAUGAAAUCAAAUGAGGCAAAAAAGUAGGAGCACGGAAGUCGAAAUGAAAAAGACGAGAAAAAACGGCCCCUGCAGUCUUUGGAGAGAACUGGCAGGAACAAUAUUAAUUAACUGUAUGAAAUGAAUUAUUAUUACAA